AUGCUUCGGUGUAUCACAAGAAAUAGAAUAUGCUCUUUGGUAUCCAGCAGAGUCAUAAGGAGAGGUUACAAAGUACUCGCGAUAGAGUCGAGCUGUGAUGAUACCUGUGUCGCUUUAAUAGAGAGAGACCAAGACAAUGUUCAGCUGAUUCAACAUAUAAAAUCCACUUUAAACUCUGUGAAGGAAGGUGGUAUAAUACCCACAAAGGCUUUUCAACACCAUCAGACUGAUUUGGCCCGCAUUACAAGGGAACUAUUUCAACAGAAUGGUAUAUCUUCAACAAACCCUCCAGAUGUUGUAUGUGUCACAAGAGGUCCUGGGAUGGCAGGCUCAUUGUCUGUUGGAUUAGAAUUUGCAAAAGCUUUAUCUGUUGCCUUUGAUAAGCCAUUGGUAGGUGUUCAUCAUAUGUUGGGUCAUUUACUGGUGCCGAGAUUUGAAACGUCAGGACAAGUUCCUCAAUUUCCAUUCUUAAAUUUACUAGUAAGUGGAGGUCAUACAAUGUUGGUUUUAUCAAGAAGUUUAUUAGACCAUGAGAUCCUUUGUGAAACGAUGGACAUAGCUGCAGGUGAUUCACUAGAUAAAUGUUCAAGAGAAAUAGGUAUGAAGGGGAAUAAUAUGGGUAAAGCUUUAGAAACUUUUGUUAAUGCAAAUCGUCAACAUUGGGAUUAUAAGGAUUUUCAAAUGCCAAAACCAUUAUACAACAAAAGUGGUAGAAAAGAUCAAAUUGCAUAUUCGUUCGCUCCAUUUCACGGGGCUGUUAAAAGGUUGAUUGAUAAUGAAAAAUUGGACUUGAAUGAUGAGGUUGUUCAAGCAUGUUUAGGUUAUCAUAUUCAACAGGGUAUAUUUGGACAUAUGAUUGAUAAACUUAAAUUGGUUUUGAAAGAAAACGAAUCAAAACUUAAAGGUGUCAAAGAUUUCGUCGCUUCUGGUGGUGUAGCUUCAAACGUCACUUUGAGAGUUUUGUUGGAUGAAGCUUUAAAAUCAACUAGUAUUGAAAGAACAAGUUAUCCUUCUCCAGCUUUAUGCACAGACAAUGCAGUUAUGAUUGGUUGGGCUGGAAUUGAACUUUACGAACAUGGUUUAACUACAGAGGAAUCAGUCUUACCAAUAAGUAAAUGGCCAUUAUCUGAUAUCAUGAAAGUUGAAGGUUGGAAACAGAAAAACAUAAAAUAG
This is a messenger RNA of Hansenula anomala, 1173 nucleotides long. RefSeq names its product putative N(6)-L-threonylcarbamoyladenine synthase (gene QRI7). The record is from RefSeq and is a predicted model, not a curated record. Lineage: Eukaryota; Fungi; Ascomycota; Saccharomycetes; Phaffomycetales; Wickerhamomycetaceae. The coding region runs from base 1 to 1173 and encodes 390 amino acids. The transcript has a single exon. Gene Ontology annotation, cellular component: mitochondrion. Gene Ontology annotation, biological process: mitochondrial tRNA threonylcarbamoyladenosine modification.